AUGAAGGAUGCAACCAAGAACUCAACUUACAGUCCCGAGGAACCACUUCUGCAUGCGGUCAAGAAGCGAAGAUCAGCUAGUGGAGAUCUCAAGAAUGCCGUGAAAUUCCAGGAAGAAGAUGAUCUAUUAGGUGUAGAAGAAGAAACACCUGAUGAUGAUGAAGAAGAAGAGCAGGAGGAGAAGGAGGAAGAGGAAAGAUAUUGUGAACGUGGGUUUGGUCAUGGAUACCAUCUAGUGAAAGGCAAAAUGGGUCAUGGCAUGGAAGAUUACAUCGUAGCUGAUACAAAAACGGUCAAGGGCCACAAUCUUGGGUUAUACGCUAUAUUCGACGGCCACUCAGGCCGUGAUGUUGCCGGUUACUUGCAAACCCAUCUAUUUGAUAACAUCUUGAGUCAGCCGGAUUUUUGGAGAAACCCUAAGGAGGCAAUCAAGAAAGCGUAUAAAUCUACGGACGACUACAUUCUCCAUAACGUGGUAGGUCCACGAGGUGGCUCGACGGCUGUGACGGCUAUAGUCGUUGACGGUAAGAAACUUGUGGUUGCAAACGUUGGAGAUUCAAGAGCAAUCUUGUGUCGUAAAAGUGGUCUAGUCAAACAAGUUACGGUUGAUCACGAACCUGAGAAGGAGAGAGACCUUGUCACGAGCAAAGGCGGCUUCGUCUCCAAACAACCAGGGAAUGUUCCGAGAGUGGAUGGACAACUAUCUAUGUCGCGUGCAUUUGGAGACGGAAGGCUUAAAGAGCAUAUCAGUGUGAGACCGGACAUAGAGAUUGUGGAAAUCCUCGAUGACACAAAGUUCUUGAUCUUGGCUAGCGAUGGACUAUGGAAGGUAAUGUCAAACAAUGAUGCUUGGGAUCGAAUCAAAGAGAUUGAGGAUGCAGAGGAAGCAGCAAAAGCGCUAACCGAUGAAGCUUUGGCUAGAGGAAGCAAAGAUGAUAUCUCUUGUGUUGCUGUUUCUUUCAACUAA
Messenger RNA from Microthlaspi erraticum, 966 nucleotides. The record is from the annotation of a GenBank genome assembly. Lineage: Eukaryota; Viridiplantae; Streptophyta; Magnoliopsida; Brassicales; Brassicaceae.